Oncorhynchus tshawytscha (Chinook salmon) is the source of this 3925-nucleotide messenger RNA. Its product is annotated as zinc finger protein 800. The transcript is spliced from 7 exons. Bases 334 to 2829 code for a protein of 831 amino acids. The record is from RefSeq and is a predicted model, not a curated record. NCBI's taxonomy places the organism in Eukaryota, Metazoa, Chordata, Actinopteri, Salmoniformes, Salmonidae.
UGGCAACAGUGUUCCUCGAUCACGGGGGGUCAACUAUUCCUCUCCUACCCCCCAAAGUGCCAACGACACUGGCAUUUAUAAAGAAAAGUAGAAGUGCUGCACCUUUGCGCAGCGGCCGCCUUUAGCUGAAAGGUCCCCUCUGAGUGCACAAAGGCAGCUGCUGUAGGAACAGUUCAGUGCGAGAGACGAGCGCUGAGAGGCGUAAUAAACAAUCUCCGGCUAGCUACAGACAGGGACGCGGACUCGAAGUAGCUCCCCGGCCCAAGCCCGUAGUUUUACUCCGCGAAACCGGAUUCCAUCGUCAGGUUAAGACUUAUACAGAGUUCCAGCAGGAUGGAGGUUGAGAUGGAGGAGAUCCCCCAGGACGAGCCCCAACCUGAGCCUGAGAGCCAUGUUACCAGAGACCAGUGCUGCCAGACAGACGAGCCACAGCCCAGCAGCCCUAACCCAAUGACUGACCUUAACCCUGGCCCCGACGCAGCCCCCAGGACACCAGGGUACUGCGUGGAGCCAGGUGACCCUCCUCUGUUGCAGCUGCAGCUCCAGACCUCCAAGUCUGGCAUCCAGCAGAUCAUAGAGGUCUUCCGUUCAGGUACUGCCCAGCUGAAGCACAUGCUGCUGAAUGAGGUGGACACCAUCUUUGAGUGUAAGACAUGUCGCAGCUUGUUCCGGGGCCUGCCCAACCUCAUCACCCACAAAGAGUACUACUGCCUCAUCAGACUGCCCAAGCCCGACGAUCCAGCGGGCGAUGGUGACAAGCAGAGCGGGGCCAUGAAGGACCUCCUGGAGGCCAUCUACCCCAGGAAGGACCGGCCGGACUACGUGAUGCGCCUGGAGCCAAUCCAGACCUCCAAUAACGCUGUGUUCCAGUUCCUGUCCUCAGAGGAGGAGCUGGCCCACUUCCCCCGGGCUCCACACACCCCUGGAGGGACCCACACACACAGCCCUGAGCCCUGGGGGGAGCAGGGAGGGACGCCGGAGAAUGGACAGACAGGAGAGGGGGAGGAGAGGAGGAGGAGUGACCAGGAGGAGGAGGAGGGAGGAGAGGAGGUGGCGCAGCCCGAGGAGGAGGGGUCUACGAGCGGGGUGGAGGACGUUACCAUCUCGUGCUGCCUGUGUGGUAAGGACUUCAACUCUCGCCGCAGCAUCCGCCGCCACUGUCGCAAGAUGCACCAGACCAAGCUGGAGGAGCUCCGGAAGUUCACCGAGACGCGCACCGUUCCCAUCAGCCUCCUCUCCAUGGUCAAAGGUCGGUCUCGCCCCUUGCACACGCCCAGCGGCAAGUCCUGCCCCGUCUGCUUCAAGUCCUUCGCCACCAAGGCUAACGUGCGGCGCCAUUUUGACGAGGUGCACCGCGGCCUGCGUCGGGACACCAUCACGCCGGACAUAGCCACGCGCCCCGGCCAGCCGCUGUCUCUGGAGGCCACGCCGCCCCGCAAGAGCGCCAGCUCCUCCCCCGCGAGAGGUCACACCCCGAAGAGCGGAGGAGCCUCGGGGGCUACCACCCCUCAGCUUCCCAAAGCCUCCACCGCGGUGCCCCCUGCCCCUUCUCUCCUGGCAUCGGCCCUGUACAACCUGGCCUCCUGCCGCUGUCUGCUCUGCAAGAGGAAGUACAGCUCCCAGGUCAUGUUAAAGAGACACAUGCGCAUUGUCCACAAGAUCUACAAUCUCAAGAACGUUAGCUCCGUCUCCACGACCGCAACCACAUCCACGGUGACCAACAACAGCAAAACAGUCACCAACACUGACAGCACCCCUAGCAACAGCACCCCUAGCAACAGCUUGAGCAUGAAGGAGGAGGCGGUUGAAUCCUGGGACGACCCUGACUCCAGCCCCGCCUCGUCGCCUGGCGACACGGACCGGAAGGACACGGACAGGAAGGGCGUCACCGUGGCAACCAAGUCAGGUCAAAAGAUCAAAGAGGAAGAGGGUGAGAGCAGCCCCAAGACAUCAACUCGUUCUACUUCCAUCAACAGCACCGGUGGUACUAGUAGUGGCAGUGGGACUCUUGGGAGACCCCCUCAGAAGCUCUCGGUGGGGUUCGACUUCAAGCAGCUGUUCUGCAAGCUGUGCAAACGUCAGUUCAGCUCGCGCCAGAACCUCACCAAGCACAUCGAGCUGCACACGGACGGCACGGACAUCUUCAUCAAGUUCUACCGCUGCCCGCUCUGCCGCUACGAGUCCCGCCGCAAGCGCGACGUCCUGCGCCACGUGACGGUGGUGCACAAGAAGUCGACGGGCUACCUGGCCAAGAUCGUGCCCAAGCUGGAGUCGCGUGCGGUCAAGCGGCCGGCUGAGGUGGUCCUCAACUCUGCCCCCAAUGCCAACAACAACAAGAGAGGAGGACCAACAGUCAAGGAGGAGGUGAACGGGUGCCACUCGGCCCCCUCUCCCCCUACGCCCCCAGUCACACGCAAACAGGAGCUCCUCAACUCCUCCUCCUACCCAGUCACACGCAAACAGGACCUCCUCUCCUCCUCCACUCCGGUCACUCGCAACCAGGAGAGACAGGAGAGGCAGCAGGAGGCCCAAACCGGGUCACCUGUCUCCCGUAAGAAUGACAAACAACACCCUGACACCUCUGCCCCGACGCCGCCCCACACACGUCGCCAUGACGCCCACCAGGAGAGCAGCAGCAGUAGCACAGAGGUGCGUGUCACCAAGAACUUCUCGCUCCACUCGUGUGACGUGUGCGGCCGGGCCUUUGCCAAGAAACUCUACCUGGAGUCCCAUAAGAGGAGCCACCGGAACGCCACGCCACCGGUCAGCACGCCGCCCAGCGGCGCCAGGGCUAAGGGGGUCAGCACUCGGUCCAAGGCAAUGCUCUGAUCCCCAGUCUCGUCCCACUCCCGGUUCUUGGGAGCCUCCAUCCCGAGAGGAGAGACUUAACGGAUGAAGGAGCGCCGCUAACGAUGAUGAAGAAAGGAACUGGACUGGAAAACUGAAAAAGAGAGAGAGAGAGGAAGGGGUGAAAGAAGGGGAGACUUCACAUCUACGGGACCAAAAGUAUUGUUGGAAUUCGACACUAGAAGGAGGGAUGGGAGCCAACGUGAUGCCAGAGGUGUGGAGCCAGUGGUCACUAAAUCUUUGGAGGCACUGAUGCUAUCACACUGCUGUGUGUAGGUUACAAUCACUGUAUGUACAUGUGUGUGUAUAUAUAUAUACAUAUAUAUAUAUAUAUACAUACACACACACACACACAGACACACACCUGGACCUGGUCUUGACCUGAGCCUGUAUAAACCUUAGGGGUCGGGAGAGAAGAGGGCAGGGUUGGGAGCGCUCUUAGCACACCAUAGAUAUCCCAUAUCUGACCGGUAGAGGGUGCUCCAGUUCUGCUUUAUAGGAUCAGACUUUAAGGUAGGGCUCUCCAACCCUGUUCCUGGAGAGCUACCCUCCUGUCGGUUUUCACUCCAACCCCAGUGGUCUCUUACCUGAUUCAUCUUAUCAACUAGGUAAUUAUUAGAAUCAGGUGUGCUAGAUUAGGGUUGGAGGGAACCUACAGGACGGUAGCUCUCCAGGAACAGGGUUGGAGAGACCUCCCCUGUGUAGGUUGUGAAGUUGACCCAGACAGAGCCAGCGGUUAGUGGUUUAUUUCCUCAGAUCAUAGUAGGCUCAUAGUAAGCCAUCCAUCCACUGGGAAGGACUCCAUAUUAACUCAGUUUAUCCAGAUAGGCUUGAGUUUUUCUGGCAUUGCAAGAGAUAUGGUUUGUGUGAUUAACUGACAGAGAAAGACAUGUAGGUAGCUGACCAGCGAUACCCUGGCACAUUGAAUAGAUGGUGACCCAUUGAUUGGUGAAACGGUUUUCUUGUGUUGAAGGAGAGGAGGACCAAAAUGCAGCGUGGCUAUUUAGAUUCAUGUUUAAUGAAUAAGAACACGAACAGUACAAAAACAAUAAACAUAACGAGAAAACCUAAACAGCCU